Exophiala aquamarina CBS 119918 is the source of this 498-nucleotide messenger RNA. RefSeq lists its product as uncharacterized. The coding region runs from base 1 to 498 and encodes 165 amino acids. The transcript has 3 exons. Lineage: Eukaryota; Fungi; Ascomycota; Eurotiomycetes; Chaetothyriales; Herpotrichiellaceae. The record is from RefSeq and is a predicted model, not a curated record.
AUGGGCUUCUUCAAUCCUCAGUAUAAACUGCGAGUACACAUCCUGCAAAUAAUUCUCGUCCACAUUAUCAUUGGCGUCACUACGCCACGGCUCUUUAUGAAAAACCAGCCUCGAACUCGGGCGACCACCAUAGCCUUGGGUAUGGGAGGCAAAUCUAUGAUUAUCAUCUGGUAUCAAAUUCUCACAGAGCACUUCAGCCGUUGUCGCCGAUGGAAAAGCCUCAAGGCCUACUCGAUCCUGAAUGGUCUAGAAGUCGUCUUUUGGGCAGCAGUGGUGUUCCUAGUCAUCCAGGCAAAUAUUCAACGUUGCGUGGGCCUUGGAUGUACGCUUAGUUGGGUCGCCUUGGGCUUCGCCGUCAUUACAACCAUUGUCGCCGUGUACAUGGCUAUUCUUUCCUGGCUCGAGUAUCAAACCUUCCGUCAGCAAAAACAUUCCAAACAUGGCAGGGUCCGAAGCAAUCCAGAGGAUGGUCUGCCGUUAGCCAGGGCCCGUAAGUAA